Mesorhabditis spiculigera is the source of this 1314-nucleotide messenger RNA. The record is from the annotation of a GenBank genome assembly. Lineage: Eukaryota; Metazoa; Nematoda; Chromadorea; Rhabditida; Rhabditidae.
AUGCCUGGGAGUUGGAAGUAUUCCACAGAACUCAUCUUCGAAUUGGGCAUGUGCCCGGCUCCGAACAAUUAUAGCCUACCGAAUGAUGUGAAAUGUACAGUACCCGCUUUCGAGACUGAACCCACGAUCGCCCCUAUAAAGCCAGCCGAUACGGGUGUAAAAUGGCUUUACCUUUGCCUGAUUAUUGUUGUAUUGGUCAUUUCCGCACUGGCCGUUUUUUGCACAAUCCGACGAUUGUUUUAUAAAGAACGCCCUAUUUUUGGCUGUUUUGGAGGUGGAAAUUCAAAGAAGGCUUCCAUCUAUCAGGGGUCGAUUUAUUACGGCAAGAAGGUGUCAAGCGAGCAAAGAGGCGGCGUGAAAGAGGUCGACGAGUGGGAGGUGGAGCGCUGGGCUCUAAAAAUCGGGGAGGAAAAGCUUGGGUCCGGGGCAUAUGCCGUUGUCUAUCAAGGGAAGAUUCAUGGGCCACCACCAGCUGUGGCAGCUACAAAUUCGGCGUCACUUCUCAAACAGUACGCUCAAGAAUGGAACCCAGUCGCCGUGAAAAUGCCUCCGCUGCAAGCAAAUUUUGAAGAAAGACAAGAAUUUCUACGCGAAAUCGCCUUCAUGAAAAAGCUCGGUUUCCACCCACACCUAUUGACACUGCUCGGUUGCUCGACCGACCCCAGCUUUCCUUUGAUCAUCAUGGAACUUUGCGACCAUGGGGAUUUGUUAGCCGAACUGCGACGGCUCAAGAAUUCGGAGGCCGAACUGCUUGAACUCGGUGAUUUGCCCCAUAUGGCGUGGCAGAUCAGCGACGCUCUGGUGUAUCUAUCAUCUCUAAAAUUGAUCCAUCGGGAUAUAGCAGCUCGUAAUGUGUUGUUGACGGGGAACAAAUUCGCUAAGCUCGGCGAUUUCGGGCUUUGCCGUCUUAGCAAUGAUCAAUUUUACCUGGCUCGUGGUGGUCGUUUGCCCGUAAAGUGGACUGCCCCGGAGGCAUUAGAACGCAAUGAAUUCUCGGUACAUUCGGAUGUGUGGAGCUUCGGAGUGUUGCUGUUUGAGAUCUAUUCGCUGGGACAGCAGCCUUAUGCGACGAUACAGCCUGAUCAAGUGUUGAAGUUUUUGAGGGAUGGUCGAAGGUUGGAGAGGCCGGAAUUAGUCGGAGAUAAAAUCUGGAAACUGAUGUGCAACUGCUGGGAAUUAGACCCAACUAAGCGUCCCACCCCACAACAACUACACCGCACACUAUAUCGUGAAAUCGAACGUUCUAUCGAUUCCUAUGGAUACCUCGAUUUUGGCCAUAACUAUCAUACACUUGAGGAAAUUAAUAAAGGCUUA